Molecule: messenger RNA, 528 nt
Organism: Cladophialophora yegresii CBS 114405
Lineage: Eukaryota; Fungi; Ascomycota; Eurotiomycetes; Chaetothyriales; Herpotrichiellaceae
Exons: 2
Coding region: 1-528 (175 amino acids)
Biological process (GO): vacuolar protein processing
Cellular component (GO): intracellular membrane-bounded organelle
Source: RefSeq, a predicted model, not a curated record
AUGGCUCAGAAAGCUGCCAAGUCCCUGGCGAUUCGCAACUCUGCCCGCCUACGCCAAACCCACCUCAUAACCAUAACGCUGCACGCCAUCUUCCUCGCCCUGUCGUUUACCCUCCGCCGCUCCCUGUCCUUAUGGCUAUACCUCCUCCUUUGCCUGCCUGCCAUCCUCAUCGAAGUUUACUUGGACAUCUUGGCCCGUCCCACCUACCAACCCAGUGGUGACCUGAAGCGCCCUGGGGAAGAUCUAGACGCCAAGGGCCUCACAGAAUUCAUGUGGGACAUCCUGUACUGGACGUGGAUUAAUAUGAUCAUCGUCGUCAUCUUCGGCAAUCGCGCAUGGUGGGCCUAUCUAGUGGUGCCGGGGUAUGCCAUAUACAGUGUAGUUGGCGCGGCGAGGGGCGUGAAGAGUAUGAUGGGCGGAAUUGCAGGAGGAGCAGGGGAUGGGGACGGCGUGCAAGCGACGCAGAGCUCCAGCAAGAGGCAAAGCAAGAUGGAAAAGAGAGGCGGCCAGAAGGUUGUGUACCGGUGA